Pseudophryne corroboree (corroboree frog) is the source of this 2723-nucleotide messenger RNA. RefSeq names its product MFSD2 lysolipid transporter A, lysophospholipid (gene MFSD2A). The coding region runs from base 316 to 1878 and encodes 520 amino acids. Gene Ontology annotation, molecular function: lysophospholipid:sodium symporter activity. The record is from RefSeq and is a predicted model, not a curated record. Gene Ontology annotation, cellular component: plasma membrane. The transcript is spliced from 14 exons. Gene Ontology annotation, biological process: carbohydrate transport. NCBI's taxonomy places the organism in Eukaryota, Metazoa, Chordata, Amphibia, Anura, Myobatrachidae.
CUUGUAGUAGUGGGUGUGGUUACUGAGGCAUCACCAUGUGGGCUGGAAGGAUCGCAGCAAUGUGAGACGUCAGUCAGAGAGUUCCGAUUCCUCUGGGUGGGUGUAACCCUCCUGUACCGGCCGCUGCUCGCGUUUCAUUCACCUGCCGGCAGCAGUCACCAGAGGAGAGAGCAGCGGGGUCACGGAUCCGCCAGCACAAGCAGCGCUCAUCACAUCGCCCGCUAUAUACAGGACUGGCCAUAGCCGCUGCCUUCUCUGCUGGUGAUCAGCCACCCUCCCUCUGUAAUAUACCCGGCGAGAGCCUGCCCUGCCGGGAUGGAGAAGCAGUCUGAGAGCGCGUCGUCCACCGGCUUAUUGGGAGACGAGCAGCCAAAGACCCAGAGCCAUCGGGGGAAGCACAAGCUCUCUAUAUGCAGUAAAAUAUGUUAUGCUAUUGGUGGUGCUCCAUAUCAGAUCACUGGCUGUGCACUGGGAUUCUUCUUACAGAUUUACCUCCUGGAUGUGGUGCAGAUGAGUCCUUUCCACGCGUCUAUCAUCCUUUUUACAGGACGGGUUUGGGACGCUAUUACAGACCCACUGGUUGGGUUCUUUGUCAGUAAAAGCUCCUGGACAAGGUUUGGCCGACUAUUACCAUGGAUUAUAUUUUCCACACCCUUUGCUUUGAUCGCCUACUUCUUCAUCUGGUUUGUGCCUGGAUUCUCCAGUGGCCAGGUCAUGUGGUGCCUGGUCUUUUACUGCCUAUUCCAGACCCUUGUGACGUGUUUCCAUGUUCCUUAUUCAGCCCUUACAAUGUUCAUCAGCAAAGAGCAAAGUGACCGGGACUCUGCCACUGGUUAUCGCAUGACUGUGGAAGUCCUUGGUACUGUCCUGGGCACAGCAAUCCAAGGACAGAUUGUGGGUAAGGCGGGUGCAAUCUGUGUGCAAUCCCUGCAGAACCCGCCUGAAAAUUCCUCUGUAUCUUUUGAAGAUGUUAAUGGUGCCUAUGGCUUGGAGUCCCUUACUAGCACUAGACAGGCCUACAUGAUUGCUGCAGGUGUCAUCUGUGCCAUCUAUAUGGUCUGCGCCAUCAUACUGACACUCGGUGUGCGGGAAGAGAGAGAUUCUGGUGAGCUCCUAUCUGACCAGCCUAUAUCUUUCUGGCAGGGUCUGAAACUUGUAAUGAGUCAUGGGCCAUACAUUAAGUUAAUUGCUGGCUUCCUCUUCACAUCGCUGGCCUUCAUGCUUUUGGAGGGAAACUUUGCCCUGUUUUUGUCAUAUACACUUAAUUUUCCCAAGGAUUUUCAGAAUAUCCUGUUGGUUGUAAUGGUUUCUGCUACUCUGACGGUACCAUUCUGGCAGUGGUUCCUGACUCGCUUUGGAAAGAAAACUGCAGUCUAUUUUGGGAUAUCGUCUGUUAUCCCUUUCUUGAUUGUUGCUGGUGUGGUGGAAAUCAAUCUCAUAGUUACCUACAUUGUGGCAGUUGCAGCUGGACUCAGUGUCGCCGCAGCAUUUCUUCUGCCCUGGUCCAUGCUUCCAGAUGUCAUUGAUGACUUUACUUUAAAAUACCCAGAUUCUCCUGGACACGAGGCCAUUUUCUUCUCUUUUUAUGUAUUCUUCACCAAAUUUGCUUCUGGUGUGUCAUUGGGCAUUUCUACACUCGGCCUGCAUUUUGCAGGCUACCGGACCCGUGGCUGCAGCCAGCCAGAAGAGGUGAAUGUGACGCUGAAGUUGUUGGUGUGUGCGGCUCCUAUUUUGUUGAUACUUGUGGGGCUCUUACUGUUUAAACUGUAUCCAAUAAAUGAAGAGAAGAGAAGAGAGAAUAAGAAAGCACUGCAGCUCAUCAGAGAUAACGACCGGGACUCUGAUUCCGACUCCAUAGAGCUAGCAAGCAAUGUAUGACGAAGGCAGAACAACUUGCAAAAGUUCACAUGAUGGAGCAGUAGAGACAUUCGGUUUACCACAAAAGGGGGCUGGUACCAACCCAUGAAAGACUUACACACUGUGCUCUUAAAACCAUGCGCCUUUCUUCUGGGGGCGUGUAUCGCCACCUUGGUGCUAUCUGCGCUUGGCACACAACAGAUGCUGCAAUCCUACUGAUCUUUUCACUAACAUAGGGUUAAUCGAUAAACUUGCUGAAUGGUUUUUUUUGUACAUAAGGACUUAAUCACAAACUUUUGGAAACAGAAAUGAAGUUGAGACUGAUACUGUUCAAGUGACCCGGAAGUUAUGUCUUGGCAGGUUGUACACCAUGUGCCUGCUACCUGCUAAUCGCCAAACACUGAGAUUUAAUUUAUGUAUGUGGUUGUAAGAAAAUAUGGCUGUUUGUAUUUAUAAUGUAUAAAUUGCUGUAUAUGAUAUGUUUGCUAUGUACAUACAUGUGUGUAUUAUAUAAAUAACAAUGUGUUGUCACAUAAACAUAAUAUACCAUUUUUAGGAAGUAUUAUUUUGCUUCUUUUCUCUGUAAAAUGUAUUGUGCACAUAGGACCUGUUUUUGUAUAUUUGGAAUUAGUAAUGAGUAGGAGUUCCCAUACUGAUCACAAGGUAAUAUAGAAAUCAUCCAUAGGAUCCAAUACAAUAGUGGCCAAAUCACAAAUUUUCAAAUGUUUAUCUUCACUUAAGCAACUUAUACAAUGAUACAUCUGUAAUAUGCUGCUAUGGAGUAAACAACGUUUUAUUUAUUUUAUUUUAUUCAAUACUUUAUUAUUUAUUUAUUGUUGAAAUCAUAAAUGUUUACGAAUCGGCUA